Haliotis rufescens (red abalone) is the source of this 1346-nucleotide messenger RNA. RefSeq lists its product as uncharacterized. NCBI's taxonomy places the organism in Eukaryota, Metazoa, Mollusca, Gastropoda, Lepetellida, Haliotidae. The coding region runs from base 360 to 1202 and encodes 280 amino acids. The record is from RefSeq and is a predicted model, not a curated record. The transcript is spliced from 4 exons.
GUUUCUGUCUUGGCAACAAAUGGGGCACGUGGCUGAGGCAGGGGUAUAUAGCACCCCAGAUCGGUUGACAGUCAGACAGGAACCGAGCUACAAGAACUGCUUCACGAAAGCCAUUUGUCUCUGAAAGACGCAACCGUUUACAUCUUAACAUUCGCCCUGGGAGAUUCACCAUAAUCACCAGACGUCAGACAAAUUGCCCUUUAAAUCAAGCAGACGACAAAUCAAAGUCGACCGUUCCACACAUCAGCCUUGCUUAUCAGACGAAGAAGCACAGACGACCGGACAAUAACGAUCCUGCACAGUCAACGUGAUCAGCAGACGACAUUUGGAAACCGACAAAAGGGCACUGAACUCUAAACAUGGUUUGGUUGAAAAUUCGUGCUGCAGCUCAGCUCGUGCUGUGGGCGUCCCUCCUGCUCCUCCCCUCCAUGGUCGGGGGACACGGGCGUCUGCUGGAACCCCCCUCUCGAGCAAGUAUGUGGAGGCUUGGUUUCAAUACCCCACCAAACUACAACGACAACCAGCUCUUCUGUGGUGGUUACCAAAGACAGUGGGAACAGAACAAGGGGAAGUGCGGUGUGUGCGGAGAUCCCUGGGACGGGGUGCGCGAAAACGAGGCUGGGGGGAAGUACGCAAAAGGCAUCAUCGUCCGGAAGUACAACCAAGGGGAGACAAUCAAGAUUGACAUUGAUCUGACGGCCAACCAUAGAGGUUAUUUUGAGUUCCGUCUUUGUCCCCACAACAACCCCUCCACCCCCGUCACCCAGCAGUGUCUCGACACACAUGUUCUGAAACACCCUGACGGUAGCACGCGCUUCUACGUCACCACGUCACGUGAGGGCAAAUACAAUAUGGAGGUCAUACUUCCGGCGGAAGUGUCGUGUUCUCAGUGUGUCCUGCAGUGGAAAUACAACGCUGGCAACUCUUGGGGAUGUGAAGCAAGUGGUCACUGCUGUGUUGGGUGUGGACCUCAGGAACAGUUCUACGGCUGCGCAGACGUCGCGAUACUCUCGUCUAACAGUCAGGUGCAAACUGUCUAUGUAGCGCCAUCUGGCGGUGCUACAUCCGGGUGCUCAGCUAUCGGACUCUGGGCAGGAGAUAGCCGGAUAGUCAGGUGGUGCAAGACGAACUGUGCCCAGGGUAACUGUCCCACACAGAUGUGUUCUGAGGGUUGUCGUUCCCUUGGCAACCAGCAUAAAUAACUUUAAUGCUCCGAAAUUAGGGUAUUGGACGAUGAUGUAACGUGGUCUUGUGAAAGAAGUGCUCAAUGUAUAUACCAAGUGUUUUUAUUUUGAUAUGAUAUUUAUUUGUAUGAUGUUUAUUUUGUAAUAAAAAGUUGAUAAACA